UAGCCUAAGUGGGUAGGUAGGCUAAUCUUUUAUGAUUGGUGACAGGUUUCACUUUAGGCCUACUAUUGAUUUGGUGUUCGGGUUCGUACGCUAUCCACUAACACCGCUCAGAAAUAGCAGUAGUAGAUUUCGUGAAGUCUACUGAUAUCACAUUGUUUUUAUGGCUUCAGUAAUGUCUGCAUUGGGUUUGAAGCAAGAGACGCAUUUGUUGAAGCUCCUUCCUGAACCUGCCCAACUUCACCUGCUCUACAAGGGAAGCCACCAUGGGUUUUACAUGCAUACGUUGAGAUCUAAAUUUGACAAAGAAGGAAGAUUCGUUGUAAUAGUGUAUUUCAAAUCUGGGGAUGUAAAGGGGGGUUACCUGAGUAAAUCGUCUGAGAGUGAGGACCAAGACGCGUUUGCCUUCGAAAUAAACCAUCAAGAAGGAACACCCUUUCCUGUUCUGGAUGACUCUAAGGCGACACAUUUUUCAACCUCUUGGUCUAAUGGUUACUUGAAGUUUGGGAAAUGUCUGAAGUUGUACACCGAGAAUAGAGAAAUUUGCGUGAAAUCGUUUGAUAUGAUUUAUCACCAGAGUGGGACGGAGCCGAGGUACCUGGAUGUUGAGCUGUAUCGAGUUGGAAGUGCUUGGAGGGAGCUGUCAUGGACUGAGGAAGGGAGGGGGUCACUGAGGAAGAAUCUGGUCUCCUUCAAACCGGCCUGCCAGUCUCUGAACCGGGUCAGGGUUCUGCUGAUGGGUCCUCCUGGGUCAGGAAAAUCCAGCUUCAUCAACUCUGUCAGAUCUGUGAUGUUCGGAAGAGUCCUUCUCCUGCCUUUUAUUGGCACUGCAACAAAGGGCUUCAUCAAGAAGCUGAAGUCGUAUGACAUCCGGUCAGAGAGAGGGGGGAAGCCCACAUCUCUGACCCUGUGUGAUGUGUUGGCUCUGGGGGACGGUGAGACGACUGGCCUGACUCUCACAGACGCACUGGCUGUUAUCAAGGGACACGCUCCCGAGGGACAUGAUUUUCAAAGUGAUGCGCCCAUCAAAGCUGAUCCAUCGAUAAAUUACCAAAUCCAUUGUGCGGUGUUCGUUCUGAAUGCCUGCCAAGUCAUGUCCACCAGUGAGGACCUUACAGAGACACUGAGGACACUUCAAGCUGAGAUUGCAGAUCUGGACAUCCCCCAGGUGGUUCUGUUGACCCAUGUGGACAAGGUGUGUCAUACCGUACAAGAGGAUGUGAAGUUUGUCUACUCCAGCCGGAUCCUACAGGAAAAGAUGCAGAAGGCAGCAGAGGUGGUGGGUUUGCCAGUUUCCUAUGUGCUUCCAGUGAAGAACUAUUCCAGUGAGCUGUCUGUGAGCUGCAACACUGACAUCCUGCUGCUGAGUGCAGUUCAUCACAUUCUCCAAGCCGUGGACGACACGUAUGAGGAAAACCACCAUCCAACCCCUGCAGACGCAUCUGCAGAACCUCCACAUCUGCAGAAUUCCACCACAAGCCCAGUAACCUUUUAAUAUUUGACGAGUAACUAUUGGUGAGAAAUCAUGUGCAGUUUUUUUAUUGUGAUUGGAUAAUGAAACUGUUUUUACAGUUUUCAAGUUUGUUUUCUUUUGUUUCUUUUGGGUGUUGAUUUUCUUUCCCAAUGUUGGAACCUACUUGUUGUAUGUUAUUAGACUUAAAAAUAUAUAUACACUGCUCAAAAUAAUAAAGGGAACACUAAAAUAACA
This is a messenger RNA of Coregonus clupeaformis (lake whitefish), 1705 nucleotides long. Its product is annotated as interferon-induced protein 44-like. The transcript is spliced from 7 exons. The coding region runs from base 161 to 1492 and encodes 443 amino acids. Lineage: Eukaryota; Metazoa; Chordata; Actinopteri; Salmoniformes; Salmonidae. The record is from RefSeq and is a predicted model, not a curated record.